UCAACAUAACAAGGAACAGGAAAGAAUCAAGACGGUGCGAGUCAAGUAAUCCCAUUCAAGCAUGUAUCUUAAGGUGAUUGUGUUGUUUUUGGCCGUGACUUUGGUCGUGGAGAGCGCUGGGAUUCCUGGAGGCCUUGUAGCUGCAGACAUUAACGAUAAAGAUGUUCAGAAGGCGUUACGCUUCGCAGUGGACCAUUACAACAGGCAAAGCAACGAUGCGUUUUUGCGUAAAGUUUCCAAAGUCAUCAAGGUUCAACAACAAGUUGCUGCUGGCAUGAAAUACAUCUUCACUGUGAAGAUGGACAUAACCAGCUGCAAAAAGGGUGGAGUUAAGACCAUGUGUGCCGGUGUUCUGAAAUAUUCGGUGUCUGAGAUUUUCUGUGACGCUGGGCGGAGCAUACAUGAAUAUUCAUGAGUUUCCUGUUUCGCG
This is a messenger RNA of Cyprinus carpio (common carp), 430 nucleotides long. Its product is annotated as cystatin-like. NCBI's taxonomy places the organism in Eukaryota, Metazoa, Chordata, Actinopteri, Cypriniformes, Cyprinidae. Gene Ontology annotation, molecular function: cysteine-type endopeptidase inhibitor activity. The record is from RefSeq and is a predicted model, not a curated record. The coding region runs from base 62 to 415 and encodes 117 amino acids. The transcript is spliced from 2 exons.